AUGUCGCUCCAAAACUUGUUUGUGGCGAAGCUGCCACGCAACAUCACCGACGCCGACCUGAUGAACAUCUUUUCCGAGUUUCAUCCGUCAAGCGCGAAGAUAAUGCUGGACGCGUCCACCGGCAAAAGCAAAGGCUUUGGCUUCGUCCUGUUCGACGAGGAAGGCAGCGGCGAGAGGGCCUUCAAGAUGUUGAACCGCAAGAUGACGCGGGCGUGCGGGCACAACUUCACGCUCGUCAUCUACCCCUCGAACCACAACGGCAAGAUCUUCACGGAGGAAACCAACGCACUGUACAUCCGCAACAUCCCGAUGACGGUGGGCCAAGACCGCGUGGAACGCUUUCUGCGGACCUUUGGCAACCUCACCUACUUCGCCAUGCGCGAGGAUCACUACGGGAGUCCGGUGUGGGUCAUCUACGCCGAGUACGAGACCGUCGAGGAGGCCAAAAACGCCCUCGCGAAGCUGCACGGCAACAACACCUACUUCCACGGCUCCGCGCCGAUUCUGGCGAAGUUUGAGGACAGCGACGACGCCAAGAAAGAGCGCCGCCGUCGCCGCGAAGGAGCGGCGGGCCACGUGCCGAGCAGCGGGUGUAUCUUCCCGCCCCCGCGCGACCACCACGACGGCGCCUCCUCGCAAAACACGAACCCCAGCGCGACGUUGGGCAGCGAGGCGGGCUCCAUCCCGCACAGCCACGGCCACGGGCUUGGGAGCGGCAAGCUCAGCCUGCUCGAUACAGCGAGCCCCCAUCAGGCCUCGCCGGGUGGUGGGGCGGCCAUGCCCAGCCACCGACGGACCCCGUCGCCGCCGUCGUACGUGGCCUCCGUCGGCGACGUGCCAACGGCGCCGACCGCCUUCUCCAUGCCCCAGCAGCUCCUGCAGCCGACCCCGGGCUACUGCUACACCCUCGCCGACAGCGGGCAGCAGAUCUUCAUCCCAGCCUCGUCCUUCAGCCCGCCGAUCGCGUCCUAUAACUACUCGCCCGUCGCGCAGUCGGCGCCGCCGGUGCCGCAGCUGGGUGCGAUGCCCGCCAACCCAAAGGCGGCCUUCUCCCUGUUAAACCCGGAGUCGAACAACGCCGUGGUGCUCGGGGAGGGCGGACAGCAGUACGUCGUCGCCCCCGAUGCGAUCAACCUAAACCGCGAUAAACUGUCCACGCCGAGCGGGUUGCAGACGACACUGCUGUCCGCCUCGUCGCCCAAGAGCCUGUCGCCUGCGGUGAGCAACAACGUGUCGUACAUGGGCGCCAGCGGUAACGCGUUUCCCGCCUCGUCCUUGUCGGCGCCACAGAGCUUCUUCCCGCCCACCAACGGGAAUGCCUCGUCACCGAGUUUCUUGGUCACGCAGACGUCGCGCAACUCGAGCGGGUCUCCGAUGGUGUUUGUGCCGUACAACGCGUCGUAG
Molecule: messenger RNA, 1404 nt
Organism: Leptomonas pyrrhocoris
Lineage: Eukaryota; Euglenozoa; Kinetoplastea; Trypanosomatida; Trypanosomatidae
Product: putative RNA-binding protein
Exons: 1
Coding region: 1-1404 (467 amino acids)
Cellular component (GO): cytosol; ribonucleoprotein complex; nucleus
Molecular function (GO): poly(U) RNA binding; poly(A) binding; mRNA 3'-UTR binding
Source: RefSeq, a predicted model, not a curated record